CUGGUUCCCGUUUUGUAGUCUGUUUCUUUCUAAAUAUUUUCUGAUCGAAAAACAGAAAGAAGAAAAAUGACAGAAAGUGUAAACGGAUCCAGUCCUGUGUGUACAGAAUUUACUGAUAUUUCACUGCAAGAAGGACAGAAGAAAAAGAAGAAAGUGCCAAGAAGAAUAUUACACUUUAGUGAUGGUAUAUUAGAAGAAUAUUCGACAGAUGAAGAAGAUGAAAAUCCUCCACAACCAGUGGUUGAUACUAAAUCAUUAACAUGGGUGCCAUGGGUAUGGUACCAUGUUGUUACUGUAUCAAAGAAAGCUCUAUCAGUGGCUGACACAUGUGGAGAACAUCUUGCCUGGUUCUUUGGUAUUACAACACCUAAAUAUCAAUAUGCAAUAGAUGAAUACUAUAGACUGAAAGAAGAGGAGGAAAGAGAAAAGAAGCAAGAUGAAAAAAGAAGACAAAGAAUGGAGGAAGAAAAAUUAUCUCAUGUAGAAGUUGACACCAAGAUACAUUCAAGUGAACAAUCUAUUACUGAGACAAGUGAUAUCAAAGUAGAAGUUUUAAAAACAGACAAUCCAUCGGACGAUCAGAAAGAAGAGAAAUACUGAUUGUUGAUUUGUUAUUUUACAUAUAUGCAUACUGAACAUAGCCACUUGUCUCUCUAAAAAAAAAGACCAAUUUGUCAUU
Molecule: messenger RNA, 679 nt
Organism: Mytilus trossulus (common blue mussel)
Lineage: Eukaryota; Metazoa; Mollusca; Bivalvia; Mytilida; Mytilidae
Product: protein FAM177A1-like
Exons: 5
Coding region: 67-600 (177 amino acids)
Source: RefSeq, a predicted model, not a curated record